Lathyrus sativus (Indian pea) is the source of this 660-nucleotide messenger RNA. Lineage: Eukaryota; Viridiplantae; Streptophyta; Magnoliopsida; Fabales; Fabaceae. The record is from the annotation of a GenBank genome assembly.
AUGGAGACGCAUGGUGAAAUAAGGGUAUCAAAGUUCAAGAGGGUUUGUGUCUUUUGUGGGAGUAGUCAUGGCAAGAAAACUAGUUAUCAAGAUGCUGCCAUUCAACUUGGAAACGAAUUGGUGUCAAGAAAUAUUGAUCUUGUUUAUGGAGGAGGAAGCAUUGGUUUAAUGGGUUUGGUUUCACAAGCUGUUCAUGAUGGUGGUAGACAUGUCAUAGGAGUUAUUCCCAAGACACUUAUGCCUAGAGAGCUAACUGGUGAAACCGUGGGAGAAGUAAAGGCUGUAGCAGAUAUGCAUCAAAGGAAGGCUGAGAUGGCUAAGCACUCAGAUGCUUUUAUUGCCUUACCAGGUGGGUAUGGAACUCUAGAAGAGCUUCUUGAAGUCAUAACUUGGGCUCAACUCGGGAUUCACGACAAACCGGUGGGAUUAGUAAAUGUCGAUGGAUACUUUAACUCGUUACUGUCAUUCAUUGACAAAGCUGUGGAAGAGGGAUUUAUAAGUCCAAACGCGCGUCAUAUAAUUGUAUCAGCAUCUACAUCGAAAGAGUUAGUGAAGAAAUUGGAGGAUUAUGUUCCUUGUCACGAAGGCGUUGCUUCGAAGUUGAGCUGGCAGAUGGAACAACAGCUAGCUUAUCCUGAAGAGUAUAACAUCGCAAGGUAG